UUUAUUUUCAUGUAGGGUUUUAACUAAAAUAUCAUUAAUCGGUGAGUCUCAUCUUUUCUUUCAAACCCUAAUUCCCAAAUCCCACCGCCGCCGCCAAUACUGAAGUUGCUCAAACGUCUUUCAUCAAUAGGGCAUCUCUACCUGUAAUUAACACAGGUGGACAGGUAGAGAAUAUCUAGGGUGUGAGGCAACUCCCGAACUCAGCAAGCUCAGUGAUCAAGAGGUGUGGACAGAUUCUGAAGUUGUAAUCUGUUUGAAGAUAGAAAAAAUGACUUCUGAAGGUUCAGAUAUUAUUAGCUAUCUGCCAUAUGAAAUCAAAGAACUGAUUUUAGAGCGUUUGCCAAUAAAAGAUGUCGUCAGGACUAGCGUUUUAUCCUCCAAGUGGAGAUAUGUAUGGGCUUCAAUGCGGAAGUUGGUUUUCGAUGAUAAGGACUUUAUAACUGAUGAGGAUUUUGAUAAUAUGUUUGCUGAAUUUGUUGAUCGAUUUCUCUUAUUACAUGAUGGUCUGAUACAAAAGUUCCAUCUCAUGAUGGAAUUUGAAUUAUCUGAAACUAUUGAUAGGUGGAUUCUUGUGGUAUCAAGAAAGAAAGUCCAAAACUUGAAACUUGUUCUAUCAGGACCAUUGGAUGACAUGUACAAGACGCACUCUAGUCUUUUUUCUUGUCAUGAGUUGAGGCAUCUUUGUUUGGAAAAUUGCUCCGUUAUUCUACCUCGUAACUUCAAAGGUCUUGGCAAGUUAAAGACUCUUAAACUCCAUGAUAUUGACAUUUCUGAUGAUGAUUUAAUUUAUUUGGUCUCAAGCUGCACUCAGUUACAACAACUAGAACUGAUUUGGUCGGAGAACGGCAAUAUUCUUGAUAUAGAAGGAAAAGAAGGACAAAAGUUAACAAUAUCUGAGUUUUCGUCAAUCUCCAUUUCAGCAAAUUCUAAUCCGAUUGAUGAAGACAUGAACUUAACCAUUGGCUCUGCUUGUGUUCCAACUAAUUUACUAGCAAGUCAGUUUAUUGUGCACAUGAAAGUUUGUGAUGGUGUGCUCAUUAUUCCUCAAAAUUUCCAAGGCUUGGAUAAGUUGGAGACUCUUGACCUUAAUAAUGUUAUGUUAUCACCUGACGAUCUUGAGAAUCUGAUUUUGGGCUGCACUCAGUUAAAUGAGUUCUCAGCAUCUACCGUGUAUGGCCCUGAUGAGCUCAAGAUUCACUCAAACAGCCUCCGAUGUCUGAAGAUAGAAAAUUUCAAACAUAUCCAUUUGGUUGCUCCUUUAUUGCAUGAUGCAUCUUUCAACCUACUUUGUUUUGAAGAUAAUUGUAAGGAUGAUACAAUUUAUCGCAAGUUUAUAGAGAGGAAUUUGGAGCUCUUGGAGGCAAUGGAAGAUUUAUACACAAUACUUACUCCGACUUCGACAUUUGAUCACUUGGUGAAUCUGUCUUUAACUGUAAAGUUCGGGGAUUUGUUAAGUGAAUUUGCACUGUUCUGUUUUGUGGAGAAGCCCAAAGCUAUUCAAUCUCUUAAAAUAAAGGCAAUCUCAUCACGAGAAGAUUUGCCAAACAUUUGGAGAUUUGCAAUAUUGAGGGAUUCAGAAAUUAUCUUUGAUCAACUUCUCAUGGUGAGGUUUGAUGGUUUUUUGGGUACUGCAAAUGAGCUUUCAUUUUUAACAUACAUUCUUGCUGCAUCCCCGGUGCUCAAGAAAAUGACAAUAGUACCAGUGGAAGGACAACUGCAGAAGUCAACCCGAACUUACCGGAAGUUGUUGAAGUCGAAGACAUUAUCCAGUGAAGCUGCGAUCACUUUUGUGUGAGAUGAAUUAGCAGGUCAUAAUGAGACGAGAAAGCUGAAGUCAUGAUCUUUUUAUGUUGAAGAAAAUAUCUCCUUCAUACAGACAUGAUCAGCAAACUGCCUAUGGAAAUCAAACAUGUUUUCGAGGAAGUAGAGAGAUGUAUGGGCAUCAUAGAUGGUUUUCCAUACAAAGAAAUCCAUAGGAGGAAUUAUCACUGCGACCGGAUAGCUUUUGCGAUCACAAGAUUGAAGAAACAAAACUUUGGUGUUUAAGGCUUCUAGGUUCAUUUGAACAUCUCUAUUUGGCAAGUUCUCAGCUGACUAAUUUAUUUAUGGACUUAUCUGGUAAAACAGCAAAGUUUCUGACUAAUUUUUUUUUUCUUUAAAUCUCAUGUCAUGCUCUUGUGCAUCUGCAACUUUCUUCUGGUGAGCUCGCUUUCAACAAGCUCAAGACUCUUGAUCUUUUCAAUAGUUACUCAGAAAACCUUCCAUGUUUAAGUAUGAUCAGAUAUACUCCGGGACAUCUCUAAUUGGCAUUUCCUAAACUGGAAGUUUGUUUUAUUUAUGUAUUUUAUUUUAUUUAUUUGAUAAAAAUAACUCAUAAGGCAUGCUUGGGGAUUUUCACUUUGGGAUAUUCAUUAUCCUUAUUCUCUAGCCAC
Dioscorea cayenensis subsp. rotundata (Guinea yam) is the source of this 2432-nucleotide messenger RNA. Its product is annotated as putative FBD-associated F-box protein At5g56690. Lineage: Eukaryota; Viridiplantae; Streptophyta; Magnoliopsida; Dioscoreales; Dioscoreaceae. The record is from RefSeq and is a predicted model, not a curated record. The transcript is spliced from 7 exons. The coding region runs from base 269 to 1795 and encodes 508 amino acids. Gene Ontology annotation, molecular function: protein binding.